Messenger RNA from Gastrolobium bilobum, 3239 nucleotides. RefSeq lists its product as uncharacterized. The transcript is spliced from 9 exons. The record is from RefSeq and is a predicted model, not a curated record. Gene Ontology annotation, molecular function: ubiquitin binding. NCBI's taxonomy places the organism in Eukaryota, Viridiplantae, Streptophyta, Magnoliopsida, Fabales, Fabaceae. The coding region runs from base 143 to 2719 and encodes 858 amino acids.
AAGAAAAGAAAAGAAAAUAUCGAAACCGCGGCGAACCUAUCUGACUGAUUUGAAGAGGGUUUGGCAUCAUCGAAUUACCCUUAACCCUUGAAAUUCAUUAGCUACACUCUUUUGCAACUCUCGUUGAUCGUUUCUGAUAAAAAUGUCGAAUCGAUACGGUCAGGAAAAACAAGACAAAAACAGUAACAAGGGUUUCAUCAAAACCCAGAAGAAAUUUAUCCCCAAAAGUCCCAAUUCAAACCCAACCCUCUCAACUUCCCUCAGAGAAAGACAACCAUUGAACGCCCCAACUGGUUCUGGUAGCAGUAGCAGUACCAAUUCGUCGGGUGGGAAUGGCAAUUUCGUUAAAUACUUGCCACAAGACGAGGCAGUUGCAGCAGGUCUUGGCGCUGAGGAUGGUGGAUUGGAUCCCCUUGAAUCUCAGAGAGUUGUUGAUCUUUUGAAUGCACAAUUGUCUCUCUUGCUCAAGUUGAAACCCAAGCAAUUCUGGAGACAAGUGGCUACUGACACCUCCCUGCACGAGGUUCUGGAUAGCUUCCUGCAAUUUAGGAGCAGAUGGUAUGAUUUCCCUCAUCGUGGGGCCAAAGGGAUUGUUGCGGGUGUUAUUGUUGGAGAGCGUGAUUUGAGUCGUCGUGUUUUCAUGGUAUUGUAUCGCAUUUCUUCCAAUAAAGAUCCUGGUGCUCGACCUGCUGAUACCCUUAGUGUGAGAGACCAUGAAGUUCUUUUGCAGGAGAAGAAAUAUCUUGAAUUGCCGAAGUUGUUAGAUAUAUGUGCCAUAUACUAUCAUGAAAAUGAAGAGUUGACAAGAUUGCUGGUUAUAAAUGCUUUAAAUGCUCAGCCUUGGAUUCAUAAUAAUCUGACUGCAGUAAUAUCCCAUUUUCUAGGAAUUGUCAGCACAAUGCAUGAACGUUGCAGUUCAUCAUUGCAGGUCUUAUUUGCUUCUGGAAGUCCUGAUUACCAUAAUGCUACUGUUCUACAAACUGAUCUGCUGGAGGUAAUGGACUUUAUAAAUGAUGCAAUUGUAUCAAUGGAUGCUUUUGUUAGUGCAUACGAACCCACAGCUAUAUUCUUCUCUUGCCCAGUUGAAAUGAGUUAUGGGAAUGAGGAACUGCUAAGCCUCCUUGCCAGAUUGCAUGAUUCACUACUUCCAUCCUUGCAAAAGGGAUUCCACAUCAUUUUUGGUGACAAACAAGAUGGCACGGUAUCUAAUAUUUUAGUAAGUUUGAAGAUGUUAAGAAUGAGAUUGGUGAAGUUUGGGUGGCAAUUAUUGCACUUGUGCUAUCUAAGUGAUGAAGUUUUCAGAGAUAGCAUCCCUCUUCCAGCUGCCACGAAGAUGUUUCCCGCCAAUGUAGAGGACCCUGUCAUCAGAGCAGAUAUUCUGGUUCAAACAUUUAGAGAGAUCAAUUCUGUAUCAUUACAAUUUCAGGAUUUCCAUCAGAAGGAAACAUUUCUUCAAGAUGUUGAAAGGAAUUUCAAUAUAUUAAGCAGGAUUGAGAGAUUGAAGGAUAAUGGAUGGAUAUUCGUUGAUGAAGAACAGUUUCAAUAUAUAUCUGGGAUUUUGAGUUCUCCCAAGGAGAUUUAUAAUAAGGGGCCAUAUUCUGCAAUAACCCCUGUGCCCAACCAAACAUUGCAGAUGGAUGAAAAUGCUGCCAUUAUAGAGUCAAAAAUCAGUCAAAUUCGGGACCUGUUCCCUGAUUAUGGUAAAGGUUUUUUAGCUGCGUGUCUUGAGGUCUAUGACCAGAACCCCGAGGAGGUUAUUCAAAGAAUUUUAGAAGGAACACUUCAUGAAGAUCUGCAGUGCUUGGACCCUUCGCUAGAGAUGGUGCCACCAGCGAAGUCCACAGCCGUGGGCGGGAAUGAUAAAGGGAAAGGUAAAUUAAUUGAUUCAACGUCAAUGUCCAUAAAUACAGAAGUUGUUAGUGGGAAGCAACAGACAGAGGGGCUAUCGAUGUCAUCCUCUGCUUCACUUGGAAAAUUUGUGAGGAAAUCUAAAGCGGACAUGCCUGAUCUCAGUAUUCUGGAUAAAAAGGAUGAGAAAGAUAUAUCAAAAUCUGCUAUGCUUUUACAAUAUGAAUAUGACGACGAGUAUGAUGACUCUUUUGAUGACUUGGGUCUAAGUGUAGCUGACUCUGGAGUAGAAGAAAAUGAAAUGCUGGGUGACAAAAUGAAUGCAAAAUUAGGGAAAUCAUGGGCAACAGAGACUGGAAACUCGGUCCAAAAUGCCCCUAGUUCAAAAUGGGGCUCAAGGAAAAAGCCACAGUACUAUGUCAAGGAUGGUAAGAAUUACAGCUACAAAGUGGCAGGUGCAGUAGCGGUGGCAAAUUCUGAUGAAGCUUCGCUAGUUACUCAAGCUCAGAAUGAAUUAAUACAUGGUCUUGGACGGGGUGGCAACCUUCCUCUUGGUGCGGUAAAGAAGCUUACAGAUUCGUACAAGGAGGAUGAUAAUAAACAAUUCGAUGUUUCUGAAACACAAGGGAGAGGGAUUUUGGGCAAUACCGGAGGCAGGGGAAGGAGGGAAGGGGGAAAACAAAUUGAAACUCAUCAGCAGCAGCAGGAGAAACAAUCUGGUGUUUCUGAGGAGGAAGGGAAAGGGCAUAUUUCAAAUCAAGGAGGGAGAGGGAGAGGGAGGGGGAGAGGAGGAGGAGGAGGAGGAAGAGACAAUCAUUACAGGAAGGACCGAGCCAUGAAGAAGCAUUUCUCUGGAUUGAGUGGUUAUUGAGUGCCUAAGCCAAUCGACAUACAUUUCUUACUUGCCAAGAUACCAUGCUCUUAGGCAUCUGGUCAGAAACCGUUUGGAUGGUAGCUACAUGUGAAACCGAAUUUUCUGAAGGGUUGAAUUUCAGUGAGGUGCAUAGACAGUGCAUAGCCCCUCGUCUACUGACAUCUUUCCCCUUCUUGGGAAAGGUGGCUCAUGCAUCUGACCGAUUAAAAUCUGCUAUGGAUGGAGCAGAGACUUUCAUGUAUGUCCUAUUUCCGGGGGUUUUGUUUUUGUCUUCGUUGGUUAGGAGGAAUAGAGUAAUUAUGUAUACUUAGCGAGCAUUAUUGAAUGUGCAAUCAGCUCGUCAUACUAACAUUGUCUACAGUAUUUAGAAUGGUAAAAUGGGUGUAGAUGCUACUUCACCCUAUAAUCGAAUUUUGUUUAGAAGUAUUUGCAUGUAAAAACCAAAAGCUCUGCGCUCCCUCUCGAUCUAUCCAGGGUAUGGAAGGGCAGAGGCAUUUGGUGUCCCCCCAAUCAAGAA